UUUAAUUCAUUACCCACAACCAUUAAUAUGCAGGAGUUUAAGGUUUAGAUUCAACGAAUAAAAGAUUUAACUCCAUCGCAACGUUAUUUACAUAUCUAACGAUAGCCAGACGGAAAUGACGUAGAUGUCAGACUCGUGUUAAUCAUUCAAGGGCUCUUUAAAAGCUGAUUUAGCCAUAGAAAAAAGUUUAGUUCGAAACCCAUUGCCAUCGAUAACAGACGCUUCGCAAUGAAGUCCUUAGCAACAGAAUCCUGUAUCCCAAGGAUGAAAGCCGACGAGUUCCUACGUUUCAUGGAUGACUCAAAAUCAAAAGCGCGCAUCGAAGAAGAGUAUCAAUCAAAACUCAUGACGGAAGGAGAAGAAAUGAAAUCUACUUUGAAGCAGAGCGAAGAGGUGCAGAUAACAGGCUGUCUGUCUUACCUGCAGUUUCUCUACUAUGGUACGCAGCCCAAGAAAAAUCAAGCGAUCCCGAGAGCGAGCAUCGUUGAUGGGUAUGAUACGAAACAUAAGUUUCUUUGUACGAAAAAUCCAGCGGAAGAAGACUUCGAAACGUUCUGACAAACUGUGUGGAGUAACUACGUAGAGAUAAUCGUGAUGAUAGGCAAGCUUACUGAGAGCUACCAAUGUUGGUCCCCUACUGAGCGUCGAUCUGUAGUGAGCGGGAAGUUCAACAUUACGACUCGAAAAGUUACAGUCUAUUUCAUUUAUUACUGCAACUGUGCUAAGUCUGACUUCGCUGACACUCAAGCCAAAACAGAAGCGCUUGGUUUUUCACUAUCAGUAUACCGAUUGGCCGAAAGGUAGCUUACCUCAGCCAGGAUACUUUUUGGAUUUUUAUUUUAUCGUUGACGUCAUGUAUCUUAAGCUAAAGAACACAAUGCCUCUUAAGAAAUCUGCCCCUAUACUCGUUCAUUGCUUUGAUGGUUUAGGAGGCUCGCAAGUAUUUUGCGCAAUCGAUAUCUGCACUACGAAGUAAGAUUUAUCAAAAUA
Colias croceus (clouded yellow) is the source of this 990-nucleotide messenger RNA. RefSeq lists its product as uncharacterized. Bases 229 to 558 code for a protein of 109 amino acids. The record is from RefSeq and is a predicted model, not a curated record. NCBI's taxonomy places the organism in Eukaryota, Metazoa, Arthropoda, Insecta, Lepidoptera, Pieridae. The transcript has a single exon.